Messenger RNA from Symbiodinium sp. CCMP2456, 1779 nucleotides. Lineage: Eukaryota; Dinophyceae; Suessiales; Symbiodiniaceae. The record is from the annotation of a GenBank genome assembly.
AUGGGUGCCUUCCCUGCGGUGGCUUUAGCACCUGUGGCCCUCACUCCGCUAGCACAGGGCUGGCGCUCCGAGUGCAACAUCGAGGGCCUGGACGUGCAGGUGUUCAUUCAUGGCAUCGGAGAGCGGUCGGACCAUGACGGCAGCGCUUGCCGUGUGGCGUGGUUGGACCACAAGGACCUGCAAAGUGCGGACGCGUCGGAGCUGCAAGGACGGGUUGAUUUCCUCUUCACGGACUCACGAUCCUAUGUGCCAUUUCGCGGGCGUCACGGCUCGGUGCUCUACUUGGAGAACAUCUCUGAGUUUCAAGUGCCACAAGAUCUUGAUGCCGUCAUGCAAGACAAGACGCAGCUUCUGUCUGUGCUGAUGCCGCCCAGAGACAGGUGGGAUGAGCUCGCAGAGGAGAUCUACCGCCAGGCCAUGGCCACCAUGCCGGAGCACGUCUUCGUGGAGGAUGGGAGCCUCGAGACCGAGGCAGCCGCCUUCGAACGAUAUCGAUUCUGUAUCAUUCCCGAAGAGGAUUCCACGCGCCAUGCUGUUUCCCCGCUCUUCGUCCGUAGCCUAGCGUACCAUACGAUUGCGGUCUUCAACGGUUUCGUGGAAGUGGGGGCGAUGGUCUUCAAUGCCAUUGCGGACUACGACCCUGAUCCAUUCAAUCUGAUGGAGACGAUAGAAACCCUGAACAGGCACAACAAACAGCUGGGUGCGCUCUGGCACUAUCAGCGCAUUAUCCAAGACCAGGUGCAGUACAGAUACAACAGGCCGUUCGAGGAGAAGCUCUACAGCCAAGCCUGCACAAUGUGCAGGUUGCUGGCUGACCUUCCCAAGGCCCAGCCUCCGCUUGUCUUCGUUGGCAUCUACUCCGCCCGCAAGAACUUCGAAAAGCGGCAAGCUGUCAGGGAAACUUGGGGCCGUCUCCUGCGCGAGCAGUUUGGCGUCCGCUACCGUUUCUUCCUCGGCGAAGGCAGUGCUGGUGCUUCCGCAGAGGAGAGGCGCAUGCGGCAAGAACUCGACGAGCACAACGACCUGGUAUUCUUGCCUGUGACCGAGGGCUACCGCAUGAAUUCCCGGAAGGGUUUGCUGUUCUUGGAGUGGAUCGCGGAGCGUGCUGAAGCAGAAUUCCUGCUGAAAACAGACGAUGACGUCUACCUGCGCCCGGCGCCCUUACUGAGGCAGCUCCAGAAGCGGAUUCCAGCGCAGUAUGCGUGGGCAAUUUUCGACUACAUCAGCCCUGUGCCUAGGGACGAAGACGACAACUUUUACAAUGCCGAGGAAGACUUCCCGUUCCCCGUCUUCCCGCCAUACCCGCGCGGCGUUGUGCGGGUACUGUCGAUGGAUGUCGUCCGUCUUCUGGCCAAAGCGAGCCAGGAGGGCCGACUUCGAAUGAUCUACGGUGACGACCCAUGCAUAGGGGUCCAUCUGCGCCAGCUCCUGUUCGAUGCGACCGAGCCACUGCCCUCGCUGACCCUGGACGAUUUCGACAACCGGGUCUUUGCAAUGGAGCCUAGCUGUCACCACAACCUGUGGUCAAAGAUGACAAAUCGGACCUGGGCGAUCCAUCACGUGAAGCCCCAGCAGAUCCUUUGCAUGUGGUCUGCGGAUAUGGCCGCCGGCUACUAUGAGGAUGGCGGUGAUGCAGGCCUCCGAAUCGACGAGGAUCGCGAGCCAAACGAGUUCCCGGAUCUUUGUAGCUGCGCUACAGAUGAAUCUUUCUUCGAGCGGAGUGACCUGGACAAGUUGCAGGAAGAGACACAGCGAGUGCUCGACGACGAGGAGGAGUGA